Cutaneotrichosporon oleaginosum is the source of this 744-nucleotide messenger RNA. RefSeq lists its product as uncharacterized. The record is from RefSeq and is a predicted model, not a curated record. NCBI's taxonomy places the organism in Eukaryota, Fungi, Basidiomycota, Tremellomycetes, Trichosporonales, Trichosporonaceae.
AUGAGCGUCUCUGCCCCACCCUCUCCCAUCUCCCUCCCGCCCGGAGCAGCGCCCCCCUACUGCCCUCCCUAUGUGCCCAUGGAGCGGACGCCGCGCCUGCCUCCCGCAGCACGCACGCCUCCCCCGCCGCCGAAGGACAAACCCGUACGCAAGCCGCCGCCGCCGCCGCCACGCAAGGCCCGCCCGGUCCUUGCGGUCGACACGAACCCUCCCGCACCGAAGCCGGUCGUUGUCGCUGAAUCCGUCUCCUCUGUCAUCCCUCCUACUCCUACUCCUCACGCGGCCGAACCUUCCCCAGCUGAGCUAGCCAGACCAGCCGCCGAGCCCCCUGCUACCGCCACUGAUGCCUCGCCGGCACCCGAGCCCACACCCGUGGCGCAGCCACUCGACGAUUCGUUCGCAGACGCCCCUCUCAUCUGCCCGCAGCCUGUGAUGGCGCGCCGCGGCCGCCCAGCGCCCAUCUCCGUGGCAGUCGCCAACGCCCCGCGCCCCGCUACGGCCCCGCCCGCACCUCCAGUCGAAACAGCUCGAUGCGCAGGCUUCAUCCUCGCGCAAGCCAGCACGGACCCGUUUGCCCUCGCACCGUGCCCGCGCCCCGCGGUUGCGCCCCUCGUCCUCUGCCGCGCGUGUACGGCCGAUGUGCAGCGGCACUCGGGCACAGGCGACGACAUUUGCGCCGCGCGCUAUUGCGCCGCCCACUGGUGCGGAGGCUGCAAGCGGCUCGCACGGCGCCUCGCCGCCUAG